AUGCUUCCCCCUUCGCCUUUUCUUUCAUCAUUUGAUCCCGCUCUUCAACUCCACUCUGAAGAUCCUAUCGCAAUCAAUCCACCCUCCGAGUCGUUCUCCGACGACAUCGAGGCAAUCCACCAACACCGUGUGGAACAGACCCGCAAUAAAGUUGUGAUUCAACACCGUUCUUGGAACUUGUCAGAUGUAUUUCGCAGUGACGACGAUAUAAGACCAGAUACUCCGACCAAAGCCUCUGUCGCAACUCCCCGAGCAAAUAAUUAUACGCCGAGUGGUAGCCUACUGUUACCAUUUCUUCCGUCCUCUCCUCCAGCCACGAAAAUGCCAUUCAUAUCAUCGCCCGCUGCCGCAGCUGCCGAAGAGGCACAAAAAAGAAAGGCCGUAGAGGUUGAAAGUCCACAGGGUGGGGAGCCUAAGCGGCAAAGAAUCCUAGGAGGAUUCGUCGAUGAUGAUGAGGAGGAGGAUGAUGAUCUUGCCGCUUUUAGAGAUGAGCAAUUAAAGAGCCAGUUUGAGUUGCAAGAGCACGCCGACACAGAGCCGUACUCGAUCCCUACGCUUCCUGAGCAAUCGCAGACUUUCGUUGGUGUACCACAACCGACAGACUUCGCUCCUACAACUUUGAGUCCCCAAUUGGAAAUGACAUCUCGACCUGCACCAAAGAAAUUCCAGAUCAAAACAUGCAAUGGAAAAACACAUAGUAUUCCGCUGAAGAAGGCCCGGGCAUCUGUUUCAUAUGAGCAAAUGAUCGCUAGCCGGUCUGCAACAGAGCCCGGAAAAGCAAAGAAGAGCUACUAUGGAAUUGAUAUCCAUAAAUUGAUGGAUGACGCAGCGAAAGAUACAAAGACAUCAAAGCCCGCCCCGCCACCUCCAGUCAAGGCUUCCAUUGAAAAGAACGAGGGAGAUGCGAAACAAAAGAAGCUCGACUCCAUGAUGUGGACCGAGAAAUAUCGCGCUCGCAAAUUCACAGAUCUGAUUGGAGACGAACGUACUCACCGCCAGGUACUUCGUUGGCUGAAAGCUUGGGAACCAAUUGUGUUCCCUGGUUUAGCCCGGUCUCGCACGAAGAAAGCGGACCAAGAGGACGACGAAGAACGCGCGCACCGGAAAGUACUCCUACUUAGUGGACCUCCCGGACUAGGAAAGACCACCCUAGCACAUGUGUGUGCCAAACAGGCUGGCUACGAAGUACUUGAGAUCAACGCAAGUGAUGAACGUAGUAGGGAUGUGGUCAAGGGACGAAUUCGAGACGCACUGGCAACGGAGAAUGUCAAGGGCUCAAAUGUUGAGAUUGGCGAGAACAAGGUCCGCCGAGCUGCUAAACCUGUCUGUGUCGUGGUGGACGAGGUCGACGGUGUUGUUGGCGGAGCUGGCAGUGGCGGCGAGGGUGGAUUCAUGAAAGCUCUGAUCGACCUGGUUAUACUUGACCAGCGCAACUCGAAACGAGCUACCGAAAAUGGUGGACAGCAUGGCAAGAAAAGAAAGGGUGAUAAUUUUCGUUUUCUUCGACCAUUGAUUCUAGUUUGCAACGAUCUCUACCACCCCAGUCUUCGGCCAUUAAGGGCCUCGUCCAUCGCGGAGAUGAUUCAUGUUCGCCAAGCACCACUUGAGAAUGUCGUCCAGCGAAUCAAGAGUAUCUUCAUUCGAGAAGGGAUCCCCUGUGACGGUGAUGCAGCCCGGAGGCUCUGCGAGGCUGCCUGGGGAUUAUCAGCCAGACGACAGCGCAACUCUAAGAAUUCAGGGUCUUCCGAGGGUGACAUUCGUAGUGUUCUUGUUGCUGCUGAGGGGGUGGCGCACAAGCUCCGAAACGAACGCCUGGAUUCUUUGAGAUUGACUCGAACCUGGCUGGAGCAGCGGGUCCUGAGCGCGUCAACAGAAGGCGGUUCGUUUACCAAAGAAAUGAGCCGCGGAGGUGUUCGUGAAAUCGUGAACCGUGUCUUCACUGAGGCUGCAGGGUUCACAGAUGCUCCUGUUGGUAGAGACUCUUUCCAAGAUCGAUUCAAUGGCCCUGAUAGUCGGGUCCCAGUCGGUGUGGCUGACUUGCGAAAACGACAUGGCAUAAACCGCCUGCGGGAGAUGAUUGAUUCUAGCGGUGAGCAUGACCGAUGUGUCAACGACUGCUUUGCCUCGUAUCCCAUUCAACAAUACCAAGACGAUACCUAUCUCUCCAAGCCGAAUUCUGCCUACGACUGGCUCCACUUUCAUGAUUCGAUCUCUGCGAAGGUACAUUCCUCUCAAGAGUGGGAGCUACACCCAUAUUUGAGCCAGUCGGUACUUGCAUUUCACCACCUUUUUGCAACUGCCGGUGGCAAGACUGAAGCUACUGAGCCUGAUGAGGGCGAUGAUGACGCGGAAGACGAGCAUCCCUUUUCCGGUCCUAAGGCGGAUUUUGCUGCUUUUGAGGCGCAAAAGCAGAACCGGGCUAUCCUGACUGGAUUUCACUCUUCAUUCUCAGCGCCACUUGUCCGCUUGUUUCGGUCCCCUGAUAAUGUGAUAAUUGAACUGGUCCCAUACUUGGUCCGUAUGCUGUCCCCGGACAUCAAGCCAGUCAUUAUCCGAGGUGCUGGUGAGUCAAGGAGCACGGCUAGUGUUCGCAAAGAAUCAGAACGUGUCCUUGUCCAGUCUGCCGUGCGAGUUAUGGGUGGUAUGGGUGUGACAUUCGAGCAGGUCCGAGUGGAGAACGAAGGCGGGAAUCAUGGUGGGUGGGCUUACCGAAUGGAACCACCCGUUGACUCGCUCAUAACAUUCUCAAAAACCCAAGGUACAUCCAUGGCAACCUCCAGCGGGAAUGCACCGGUCCGCUAUGCGGUGCGUCAAGCCUUGGACCAGGAAUAUCGGAAAGAGACUAUGCGAAAGCAAUCCGACGUCCUGACCGCAUCUGCGAAGGGUUUAAAGGCAGCACUUGGUAAAUCUGCUACUGAACAACAACACGACGCGGCCCAGAGGAUCAGAGAAGGACUCAUCAAGCGCGACUUUUUCGGGCGGGUGAUCGAGGAAAUUCCGAAGUCUAUGGAUUUGGGGGAUCAAAGCCACAAAGAUGAAAGCUCGAAAGCUGGCAGAAAAGUCUGGGUCACCUACCAUGAGGGAUUUUCAAAUGCAGUGAGGAAGCCAAUAUCAAUGGGGGAGUUAUUGACAGGGCUAUGA
Molecule: messenger RNA, 3141 nt
Organism: Penicillium pulvis
Lineage: Eukaryota; Fungi; Ascomycota; Eurotiomycetes; Eurotiales; Aspergillaceae
Product: putative sister chromatid cohesion factor (Chl12)
Exons: 3
Coding region: 1-3141 (1046 amino acids)
Cellular component (GO): nucleus
Molecular function (GO): ATP hydrolysis activity; DNA binding; ATP binding
Source: RefSeq, a predicted model, not a curated record